This is a messenger RNA of Homalodisca vitripennis (glassy-winged sharpshooter), 2009 nucleotides long. Its product is annotated as protein LTV1 homolog. The record is from RefSeq and is a predicted model, not a curated record. Gene Ontology annotation, cellular component: preribosome, small subunit precursor; cytosol; nucleus. Gene Ontology annotation, biological process: ribosomal small subunit biogenesis; ribosomal small subunit export from nucleus. NCBI's taxonomy places the organism in Eukaryota, Metazoa, Arthropoda, Insecta, Hemiptera, Cicadellidae.
GACACACAUGCUGAGCUGCGUUAUAUGUUAGGUUAUGGCUGUUUAUUGUUGUAAUAGUUUCACAUGGAGAGAGUAUAGAGUUUUAGAUUUUUGAGUUUACUGUAAUACACCAUCAAUUCAAUUACACUAGAAAAUCGUUCACUGUCACAGUUGUGAUUUUAUUAUUUGAUAUUUGUAAGCUAGAAGAAGCAGUUUUGUGCAUAAAUAAAUUAGAUCUUUUGACAAAAAUUAAGAAUGCCGAAGAACAAGAAGAAGUGGAUUGAUAAGAAAAAUGCUGUCACUUUUCAUCUGGUUCACCGCAGUCAACAGGAUCCUCUUGCCGCAGACGAGACUGCCCCGCAGAAAGUUUUGCUGCCAGCCAAUCCUUCCCAAACAAAAUGUAAGAAAAACAAAGAAGAGGAAACAAAAUAUGGCAUUUACUUUGACGAUGACUACGACUACCUGCAACACUUACGAGAAGCCAAUUCUACCGUCGCCCACUGGGAGGAGACUCCUGCUAAACCUGUCAAGGAGAGAAAUAUUAAGCUGCCAUCCUCUGUUUUUGCAUCAGAAAUUGAAGAAGAUGUCGGUCUUCUCAAUCGGGCUGCUCCAAAAUCAGGUCUCUGCCUGGAUCUGGACCCUGACGUUGUCGCUGCCAUGGACGAGGACUUUGACUUUGAUGACCCAGAUAAUAUGUUGGACGAUGAUUUCGUGCUGAAGGCUAAUGCUUCUGGAGAUGAAAUAUUCUCAGACGAAGAUGACGAUUAUGAGGACAUGAGUGGCGAGGAUGAGGACACAGUCAGUUCGAGGAUGGGAGGUCGCAGUGAGGAUGAACUGGAUGAUGAUCUAGCCAGUCUGGACCAAGAGGAGACCAAGUCACGGUUCACAGAGUUCUCCAUGUCGAGUUCGGUGGUGCCUCGGAAUGAUCAGCUCACGCUGUUGGAUGACCGGUUUGAAAAGAUGUUUGCUGAGUAUGACGAGAAUGAGAUCGGACCACUGGACUGUGAAGAGAUCGAAGGAGACCUGAAUCCUGCCGAUGAUCUGGUGCUGAGACUGGCCGAUGAGGUGUAUGAAGAGAGAUCAAAAGUGCCGGAUCCAGAGGCAGGCCAUAUAGUGUUGUCCGACACUGACAGUGAGUCCGGCCCAGAGGAGGAGAGGUUGGUACCACUGGUGGAGAAGGAGCGGUGGGACUGUGAGUCCAUCCUGUCCACCUACUCCAACCUUUACAACCACCCCAAACUCAUCACAGAACCUUCAAGUCGCAAGAUCAGAGUGAAUCAACGGACAGGCAUGCCAGCAGAUGAGAACCGGUUGACUGCCAAGAACCUGGCAGCUCUAGGAGGUGUGGAGACCCAUGGCCCCAGAUCCGUAGUGUCGGCACUGUCCUCCCUGUCCGUCCGAGACAAGGGGGAGACUGCUGAGCAGAAGAGGGAGAGGAAAGCUGCUCUCAGACAGUACAGGAGGGAUCGUCGAGUAGAGAGGAAACUGAACACUUCUGCAUUCAAGGAGGAAAAGAAACGCCAGGAGAAGAACUUGCUGAACACAAGAGUCAACAAUGUAGCUGUGCACUUCUAGUCCGUUAACCGUAGAAGUUCAUUGAAAAUUUUAUAUAAUGAAAUAAAAAAAAAUUAAAUUGUACAUAUUAUUGUAUGUAAAGAAUGUGUUACUUAUCAUAGUUAGUACAUCUUCUCAUAUGUUUUAUUUAGAAAUAUUUUGUGAAGCCUCAAAAUUACUUUUUUAACUUUCACUGCACUUUUGUAUAGCAGCAAAGAAAAAUAUUUUUUCAUAAUCUCGUUUAGAAGUGUAGCCAUUUCAGACCAAUAUUCCUAAUGUAUCAUGAUUAACGUUAUAUUCUUCUUUACGUUCUUCUUUGUAAUACUAUAAUAUUGUUAUGUAAUUUAUAGUUAUUAAUUUCUUUAAGAAAUAUUGUUUGUCAGCUACCUAAGUUAAAGCAUUAUUUUUGUUGAAUUAAAGUUUCAUUUUUUCUGUGUGGUGCGCUAUAUAUUUUGUAAAUAUAAUAUUUUAUUAAU